AUGGCCUCCAGUCGCCUCUAUGAGGACUAUGAUAUCGAGGCGAAGCCCUUCCUCUCCACUCAGGUAGUGGUGAUCGGGGCAAGCAUUGGAUCAGGCCACACCUCUGCCGGCCUAGAGCUUCAGCGGCGCCUUGAAAGCGAUGGCAUCAGCACCGAAUACCACGAUAUCCUCGAUGCACUACCUCUUCUGAUCCGAAUCAUGCUUCGAGAUUUAUAUGCACCUCUGGUCACUUUUGCUCCUUCACUCUUCAGCUGGCUUAUGCUAGCCUGGGAGGUGGAGUCCUCGUGGAUGAUUCGCCUGGUAUUAUGGACCGCUUCGGACGCUCGAGUGCUGGAGUGGAUACAAGGCAAGCAGGCCAUUGUCACGACGCACGCCAUUGCUACCCAGAUCGCUGGCAGCCUCCGAGUUCGAGCCGAGCACGACAUACCGAUCGCAUCGUAUCACUGUGAUGCAGGAAUACACCCUCUUCAACUGCACCGCUCUGUCAGCAUGAAUCUCGUGCCUACACGCGUCGCGGCGAUGUCAUGUAGGAGAUAUGGACACGAUGCUCUAGUGAUUCCCCCACUGGUCGGACCACGGUUCCGAGAGACCACACCUUAUGCCGCGUGCUUCAAACUGAAGAAAAGCCUGGGGCUUUGCUCCACAACCCCUAUCGUCAUAUUGGCGGCUGGGUCACUGGGGAUCGGCAAAGUGGUCGAAACUGUUCAAGACAUUGUCGAGGAACUAGCCACAGCUCAGAUUUUGGUUCUCUGUGGGAAGAAUGCGAAACUGCGGAAGCGCCUACGUCCAUAUUUACAGGUGGUCGCCCUGGGUUGGCGGCAAGACAUUGCCGAGAUCCUCGCCAUCUCAGACGUCAUGGUGCACAAUGCUGGCGGAAUGGCUAUUUGGGAGGCAAUGAUGUCUGGCCUGCCCAUCGUUACGUACAAUGCGCUACCAGGCCAUGGAAGAGCGAAUGCUUUAGCCCUCGAGGAUGGCGGAAUUUCUCCAUGGCCGCGCGAUCGUGCUAGUCUCGGGCUGGCACUAAAGAGCGUCAUAGCAAGUGGCAGAGGGAAAGCCCUAACGGCUUGCGACGCGCCAGUGAGCAGAUAUAUAUCUGAAAUGACUUCAACUCUCAUAAAGGGUGUUGACCAUAGGCCGGGUAGAGGCACUGCAGACGGGAUCUUGCUGGAGAAAGCGCAGACUUACGCCAGAGUUGGAGGUAGUACGGGGUAA
This is a messenger RNA of Microdochium trichocladiopsis, 1212 nucleotides long. RefSeq lists its product as uncharacterized. NCBI's taxonomy places the organism in Eukaryota, Fungi, Ascomycota, Sordariomycetes, Xylariales, Microdochiaceae. Bases 1 to 1212 code for a protein of 403 amino acids. The transcript has a single exon. The record is from RefSeq and is a predicted model, not a curated record.